This is a messenger RNA of Hylaeus anthracinus, 1196 nucleotides long. RefSeq lists its product as uncharacterized. Lineage: Eukaryota; Metazoa; Arthropoda; Insecta; Hymenoptera; Colletidae. The coding region runs from base 198 to 1196 and encodes 332 amino acids. The transcript is spliced from 3 exons. The record is from RefSeq and is a predicted model, not a curated record.
AUUAAUUUGGAAUUGUCGGAAUUGGAAUUUGAGAUUCAGGGACGCCAUUGCGACGACUAUUUCACGGUGGUCAAACGGGGGAAAUUAAUUGACGGUCGAUCUUUGUCUCCCUUGUGACUCUAGAGGGUGUAUCACUUCGUGAGAUUUCUAUUUUCUUCGCCUGGUUAGCGUUAUCAUUCGUAAAUCGCAAAGAAAAGAUGGAGAACCAAGGCUUCGAGGAGGAGCCAAGAAUCGAAGACCCUGGUUACCCCCGCCUACGACAAUCGCCUACCCAGGAAUCGCAGACCUACGCCAUUCGUCCAGCAAGGAUCGACAUCUUCUUAUCGUUGUCGAAUCCUGACGGCCACGUGUACGAGGACAUCCUGCCUGCCGUUGAAGAUGUCUCAAAGACCUCGCACCCGUCCGCUCGUGAGUCUCCUACAUCCACGAGCACUGAACGCGUUACCUACGAAGAGACGCCUGUUAGGAAAGACGUCUCGGUCUUCCGUCGAAACCUCACGCUGCCGUUUCGUCACGGCGGCCUCGAUACGUCCACGAGUUCUUCCGUUCGCGUGACGAGUCGCGAGAAAAAUGUCUGUCGCGAGGACACGGAAGCGAACGGGGACGCCUUGACCCAGGAGAUCUCCGCUCGAUCGCAGUCGAUCGAAUGCAGGCCGAACAGGAGACGCAGGAAGAAGGACUGCAAGCACUGUAGAAGCAAGGCUGCAGCCUCUAACGCUCCUCGCGAGAUGGAUGACAGGGAACAGAAGGAUACCGUGCUCAGGAAGAACAGGGAUAACGAACAGCAGCAAGGUCAGCUUUCUAACGAUAGUCCGCGAACCAUCCUGGAGGACUAUAAUUUUGGUAAUCAGGAAUCGCCGAAAGAAGAGUUUCCUAGGAAAGGAAAUAAUCCUGUGACGGUGUACACGAUCUCUGAAAAUGUUGGAGGCGGCGAAAACACGGGGAAGCUGAUAGAAUAUGAACGCAGUCCUGGGCAGGUUAUCGAAGCAAACAAUAAGGAAGACAAAGCGUUGAUUGCGUCUGAGAAGAUUAAGGCUGGGAUGAGGGUGAACUCGAUCUACUCCCAGGAUCGGUGGUACGCCAAGGAGGGACCAAUAUUCUUCACCGAUGUCAAGGAACAUGGAUCGUUUCAGAUCGUAGAUGGAGAGUCACUGCUCAGAGAAGUUGAGCACCACGCUUGCGCUGCACAGGCGUAG